Molecule: messenger RNA, 3614 nt
Organism: Vicia villosa (hairy vetch)
Lineage: Eukaryota; Viridiplantae; Streptophyta; Magnoliopsida; Fabales; Fabaceae
Exons: 3
Coding region: 252-3200 (982 amino acids)
Source: RefSeq, a predicted model, not a curated record
UUCAGUCUCAGACAUUAGAACCAUUUCUUCCUCUCUCUCUCUCUCUCUCUCUCUCUCUCUCUCUCGUUUCCUCAAAAAAUACUCACCGCAAACCUCACCAAAAACCCUAAAAAUCACAUUUUUUUCUCCAAAUCAACACAUCAAGACUCAUUGUAAAGUUGCUGGGUUCAAAAUAUAUUUAUGUUGCUGCGUUUUAACUCUAUUAGGCAUUGUGUUUCUUCUCAUUUUCUUCAUCCAACCCAUUAUUAAGUAUGGAAAAUUACAAGUUCUAUCGUAGUUGGAUGUACGAUCGUAUGUAUGCUGGGAGACGUGGACUUAAACCACUUUUUGAGGAAGGAGUUAAAUUGUUUAUUACAUGGGCAUUUGAUCAAGAAUGUUGUCGGGAAGAGGGAGGAGUGAGAUGUCCGUGUCUUAAAUGUGGAUGUAGACGUAUAAUAAGUGAUCCGAAAGAAGUAGAAACUCAUUUGAAGAGAAAGGGAUUUAAGGAAAAUUAUUGGGUUUGGACAUCAAAUGGGGAAGAAAUGCCGAUAAAUAUGCCAGAGACUAGUAAUUUCCAACAUGGCUCAAGUAGUCGAUCACAGAUGGAAUAUGAAGAACAGUUUAAUCUACACGAUGACAUGAUUGGCGAUGCUUUAGGGGUUAACGUGGCCUACGAUGAACAACAAGAUAGUGGCGAUGAGGAAGAGUUGCCGAAUGAGAAAUCUCAAAAAUUUUACGAGUUGUUGAAAGAAAUAAACACACCAUUGUUUGAGGGUUCGUCAGACUCUAAAUUGUCUAUGUGUGUGAGAUUGUUGGCUGCAAAAUCAAACUGGAAUGUUCCUGAUCAGUGUCUGGAAUUCUUUUGUCAAAUGAUGUUGGAUGCGACUCCUACGAAAGACAAUUUGCCUAGAAGUUAUUAUGACGCGAAGAAGUUGGUUAUGAAGUUGGGAUUAGAAGUAACGAAGAUUGAUUGUUGCAUUAGAGGUUGCAUGUUGUUUUAUGACAAUGAGUUUGGUACAAACGAUGGAGCGUUAGAGGAAUGUAAGUUUUGUAACAGUCCAAGGUAUGUAGUUCGCACUAAAACCAUUGAUCAUAAGAAAAAACGCAUAGCAGUGAAAUCAAUGUUUUAUCUACCGAUAAUACCAAGGUUGCAGAGAUUGUUUGCUUCAAUGCACAGUGCAAGUCAAAUGACCUGGCAUCAUACAAACAAAACAAGUACAAGCACUAUGCGACAUCCAUCUGAUGGUGAAGCAUGGAAGCACUUUGAUCGGAUGCAUCCUGAUUUUGCCGCAGAACCUAGAAAUGUCAGACUUGGAUUAUGCUCAGAUGGUUUUACUCCAUAUGUCCAACAGUCGGGAACUGGAUAUUCUUGUUGGCCGGUUAUUGUUACUCCUUACAACCUCCCCCCUGAGAUGUGCAUGACAAAGCCUUACAUGUUUUUGACUUGCCUCAUUCCAGGGCCGUCGAGUCCAAAAGCAGGAAUUGACGUGUAUUUACAGCCUUUAGUUGAUGACUUAAAGAGGUUGUGGAUUGGAGAAUGUACUUAUGACAUAUCUCGUAAACAAAACUUCAACAUGCGAGCUGUUUUGAUGUGGACUAUUAACGAUUUUCCUGCAUAUGCCAUGUUGUCUGGUUGGGGUACACAUGGUAAAAUGGGAUGUCCUCAUUGCAUGGAUAAGACGAAGGCGUUUACAUUGGAUAAAGGAGGAAAAAGUUCGUGGUUUGACUGUCAUCGUAGAUUCCUACCAAAAAACCACAUACUUAGAAAAAACAUGAAUGAUUUCAGAAAAGGUAUAAAAGUAACAGAUCUUCCUCCCCCCCGUUUUUCAUCAGUUGAAGUAUGGAACAUGGUACGUGAUCUACCAAAAUUCACAGACAAUGGAAAAGCGAUCAGAAUUCCAGGAUACGGGGACAAACACAAUUGGACUAAAAGAAGUAUUUUUUGGGACCUCCCAUAUUGGAAAGAUAAUUUAUUGCGACAUAAUCUUGAUGUUAUGCACAUAGAGAAGAAUUUUUUUGAUAAUGUAUUUAAUACAGUGAUGGAUGUCCAAGGCAAGACAAAAGAUAAUGAGAAUGCUAGAAAAGACAUGGAACUAUAUUGUAAUCGAAAAGAUUUAGAGUUGAAGACUCUACCAAAUGGGAAGCUAUUAAAACCCAAAGCUACUUAUAGUCUAACUCCACAAGAAGCCAAGCUUGUUUGCCGAUGGUUAACUGAAUUGAGAAUGCCCGAUGGUUAUGCCUCUAACUUGGCAAGAUGUGCCAACGCCAGCACUGGCAAGGUGACUGGAAUGAAAAGUCAUGAUUGCCAUGUUUUCAUGGAACGACUUCUUCCAAUUGCCUUCAGCUCAUUGCCAACACAAGUGCUCAAUCCACUAACUGAAAUUAGUCAUUUUUUUAGAGAUAUUUGUGCAUCAAUUUUAAGAGUCGAUGACCUAAUUAAGUUGGACCAAGACAUUCCUCUCAUUCUAUGCAAGUUGGAACAAAUUUUUCCACCUGGUUUUUUCGAUUCAAUGGAACAUCUUCCUGUGCAUCUUGCAUAUGAAGCUUUUCUGGGUGGACCUGUUCAAUAUAGGUGGAUGUAUCCUUUUGAAAGAUUCAUGGGUGAUUCAAAGAGAUCUGUGAAAAAUAAGGCUAAAGUGGAGGGUUCGAUAUGUGCACAUUAUUUGCAUCGGGAAACAUCUCAUUUUUGCUCUCAUUAUUUCAAUCACAUGAUGUUAAUUCCAAGAAUCACAAGGAAUGAAGUUAAUGUUACAGAAAGAAGUCAAUUCACCUUAUCCAUCUUCGGAAUUCCUGGUCGUAGUUCUGGAAAGACGAAUGUGCACUGGCUGACCGAAAAGGAAUUGCAAUCUGCUCAUGUUCAUGUAUUGAUUAAUUGCGUUGAAGUUAAACCAUACAUUGAGUUAUAUAAUAACUUCCAAUAUGAACUCACCGGUGAACAAGCAACAACCACUGACAUACAUGCUUAUUUUCCAUCAUGGUUUAAGCAACAAUUGGCAUGUAAUGUCGAAUUAUCUCCACAACUACUCCAUUUGAGAAACUUGGCUGAAGGGCCUAUUAAACGUGCAAAGAAAUGGCACACAUACUUUGUAAACGGAUAUAAAUUUCAUACUGAUGAAUGGACAGAAGGAAAGAAAACCAUAAUUUUAAUCUCUUUGCUUUUAAUUUUUCUUUUAUGUUUCUUUUACUAUUUCAUCUCUUUGCUUUUAAUUUUUCUUUUAUGAUUUCAUCUUUGUUUUUCAAUUUUACGCUCAAUUUUGGUAUCAUAAUUUUAAUCUCACAAUUUCAUCUCUCCGAUUUUUUUAGACUAUAUGUUUUUGUUGUAUUUAUAUCUGAUUCUUUUUUUAAUACAAGCAUGUUAAUUGCUAACUAAAUUUUUUAAUAUAUGAUGAUAUCCUUGUUGUUGAUGUUUGAAUAAAAUUGUGUGAUGACUUGUUGGUUUAUGUGUAUCUCUUCAUAGAACCCCAUGCUAUUUAUUAAGUUUUGAUGCUGCCUCUAUUUUUCUCAUGUGAUCCAAUAAGUGCAUAUUUAAGGUUUCUUGAAGUUUAGUUUGAUGGCUUCAUAUUAAAGGUUAUAUUUAGUUUUCUUUUCUAUGGAAUGACAUUUAGUUUUCUUUUCUAUAUUUUUUAUGUAUGCAU